ACUAUGAGAUCGGAUGCUUAGAGCCUUUGUUUAGUCAACAUUUGAUUUUGUCAAAAAGUCAUUCCCUCACAACCACUAAUAGAGAAAUUAAGCAAUGUCUCCCUCACCUUCCGUACCUAUAAGUACCUUCCACUUUGUCACUUUCUUUCCAUCACCUUUUACUUCAUUAAAAUGAAGCUUUGUAAAUUCACAGUUCUUUCUUUACUAUUUUCUCUCCUAUUUCUAACUGUCUCGACAGAACAAUGUGGUAAGCAGGCGGGAGAUGCACGUCGUGCCCCCGGACUCUGUUGCAAUAAAUUUGGCUGGUGUGAUAACACUAAUGUCUAUUGUGGUCCUGGAAAUUGUCAAAGCCAAUGUCCUUCUGGUCCCACUCCGAAGCCACCUACCCUUGGCCCUCGUCCUGGUGGGGACAUCAGCGGUGUAAUCUCAAAUUCUGUGCUUGAUCAGAUUCUUAAGCAUCGCAAUGAUAAUGCCUGUCAAGGAAAGGGUAAUUUCUACAAUUACAAUGCCUUCAUCAAUGCUGUCAGGUCUUUUUGUGGCUUUGGUACCACUCGUGAUAUCAUUGUACGAAAAAGGGAAAUUGCUCAAACCUCCCAUGAAAGUACCGAUAUUACAACAUUUUGGGCAAGCUGGGUGUCCUUUCAUACCCUCCACCUUGAGGAGGGGUUUUGAUUUCUAUACUGGCCAUUGAGUUCCUGGAAUAUGAAGAUGAUGACAUGGUCGAAAACAUUCAAAUUUCCUCUUUUAUUUUUCAGAUUUGGACCUAUCUAUUCUUUACAGACACUAGGCCAACCGCAUGACACAAUCUGGCCCAAACUCGCAAGUAGUAUAUCUAUAAUCUAUAUCUAUAAUAUAUUAAAAGUGUGAAGAUCCUUAUAAAAGUGAUUUGAACUUUUUUCCCUUCAUUAAAAGAUUUUAUAAUAGACAAAAUCGUCUUUUUAUUAUUUUUUUUAAAAUAUAUUAUUAAAAAUUUUUGUUCUUUAAAACCUUUCCUUAUUGGACUUGGCAAGAAAUUCUAAAAUCUAAGACUUCAAAAUCAACUUUACAUAUAUAAAUUU
Capsicum annuum is the source of this 1058-nucleotide messenger RNA. Its product is annotated as endochitinase 4-like. Gene Ontology annotation, molecular function: chitin binding; chitinase activity. The transcript has 2 exons. The record is from RefSeq and is a predicted model, not a curated record. NCBI's taxonomy places the organism in Eukaryota, Viridiplantae, Streptophyta, Magnoliopsida, Solanales, Solanaceae. Bases 172 to 672 code for a protein of 166 amino acids. Gene Ontology annotation, biological process: chitin catabolic process; cell wall macromolecule catabolic process.